CCUCCAGGAGCUCUUAUGUAAACACAGGGUGUGUCCAUGUACCUCUCGCCUUCUUUAUAAUUCACAGAGCUGUAAAGCUUAGACCGACGUCUCCCUGCACGACCAUCAGCAUUAUCUCUUCCCUGAGGAAUCUGUACAAUGCUCAUAUCAUGAACACACCUUUCUGAGAUCUUUAUGGCACAAUUCCCUAUAUAUAUAUAUAAAAUAUAUACGUAUAUAUAUAUACAUGGGGAAACAUGGUGUAUAUGGUGCCUCGGCCCUUCUGUGUGUCUAAUCUGAGCCCUACAGUAGGAAGUAGGAGAGUCUGAGUCACAGGGUUCAGCACAAGUCAGCAUACCGCCGGUUCACCAACCAAAUUUUUUCUCUUUGUGUUCCAUGUCUGAAUAAAGUUGGAAAAUACCAGACUGGGAGAGGAAGAGGAUCACUCCGCCUCCCAACUCUCCCUGAGCCGAAAAGAAACUCUUUCCUCACUGAGCUUCUCUGCAAUCUUUCUUAAAUCAUGCGCCAACACAAACAUGUUUAACUAAUCUCAACUAUUAAUCUUGGAUUAUGUGUUGUAAAGUUUAGGCAAGCGAUCCCAGGGGAAAGUUUGCCAGAGUUGGAUUAGAACAGCCUGUAGAACUUGUGCCUACAAGACAUAACGCAGGGCAAAAACCAACCCUUUCCCCCAACUCUGUGACUGUGACUAAGGCUUGCCAAUAAGUGCCUACAGAGUAAAUACUGAAGUUGCUAAGAUACAGUAUUGUAAGGCGGUGUGUUUGACUGUGUUUCCGUGUAGUGUGACACCAUGGGCUGCAGCGGACCGGAAGUAAGGUUCUGACCAGGCCAGAGGUGCCAAAGAAUAUAGGGGGCUGGAGAGAUGCCUGUUCUUGGUUCAGUUCCCCCUCACGCCGACCCCAGGUAAGGUUGCAUCAGAAAGGCUGUGAGAACUCCAUUCACUUCUGAAUCACUUCUUUAUAUUUUUAAAUAUUAUAUUACUGCCACCUAAUGGGUGUAUUUUCCACUCUUGGAUUAUCUUGACCACUUAAGAAAGUCACAAUACACACUGUUCAAUUUAAAUGAUUUAAGAAAAAACAUUUUUCUUGCAUGACAUUGUGAUUUUAAUCCCAAAAACUUUAAUAAAAAUGAAAACGUCCAUCGUAAAUACUUCCUUAAUAUUUGGACUUACUGAAGUGUUUAGUUUCAAAGUUCAAAAAGAAACAAAUUAACUUGAGCCGCUGCAUGUCCUCAGGUCUUUAAAAAGUAAUGCAAUGUUCCCUCUUUUUCCUGACAUUAAAUUACUGUUUACUAAUUGCGAACAAUCUGACUUUCCUGGGAGGAAAAGCAGCAGCUAAGAGAAAACCUAGAAUCUGGGCAGGCGUGGAUGUAGAUCAAAGACGAAGAAGAGGAGGGACAGUGGGAGUGGUGAGGUAUAAAGGAUCGGCAGCAUCCGUUUCUACAUCACUCCUGCUCCUGCAAGACUGACUUUCACUCCAUCUCUCUGACUCUCAUCCAAGCUACCACCAUGUCUGACAUCCAGCAAGCCAUGGCUCUGCUCAUCAAUGCCUUUGAUAAAUACUCAGGCAAAGAGGGCGACAAAUUCAGCCUGAAUAAAGCCGAGUUGAAGGAGCUGCUCGAGAAUGAGCUUGGAACCCUGUUGGGGAAAGCCAAUGACAAGGCGGCGGUAGAUCGCAUCUUCAAGGACCUGGACAGGAAUAAAGACAACAGCGUGGACUUCAACGAGUUUGUCACUCUGGUGUGCUGUCUCACUCAGAUGUGCCAUGAGUACUUCAUCGGCAAGAAGUAGAGGUUUAGGCGCCGCCCUGUGGCCAGCAUAGAGAUCACGGCAACACUUUCUUUUUAUAGAAAACCUAAUGAAGGAAUUCGUAGUGACUAUUGCUUGAAAUUAUGUAUGAAAUGCAGAGCAAAUCAAAUAAAGUUCUUUUUUUGUUUUAACUUUUUUUGCGUUAA
Molecule: messenger RNA, 1950 nt
Organism: Cynoglossus semilaevis (tongue sole)
Lineage: Eukaryota; Metazoa; Chordata; Actinopteri; Pleuronectiformes; Cynoglossidae
Product: ictacalcin-like
Exons: 5
Coding region: 1505-1786 (93 amino acids)
Cellular component (GO): cytoplasm
Molecular function (GO): calcium-dependent protein binding; transition metal ion binding; calcium ion binding
Source: RefSeq, a predicted model, not a curated record